Molecule: messenger RNA, 569 nt
Organism: Fopius arisanus
Lineage: Eukaryota; Metazoa; Arthropoda; Insecta; Hymenoptera; Braconidae
Product: nudC domain-containing protein 3
Exons: 2
Coding region: 1-537 (178 amino acids)
Biological process (GO): protein folding
Cellular component (GO): cytoplasm
Source: RefSeq, a predicted model, not a curated record
AUGAACUUGGCAAGUCUUGUUGAUAAAAAUAAUAACAGCUUCAUGAGGAUGGCAUCUAAUCAAUCGAGUGAUAAUUAUAACGGUGCAGAGCACGAAAAUUUCUCGUGGUCUCAGAGUAUAAAUGAUCUUGACGUGAUUGUGAAGAUUCCUGAUGGUUUGAAGUGCCUCGAUGACCUCAAAAUUCAUGUCUCGACGAGGGGAAUCAAGGUCGAGGCACGUACGAGGAAUUUCAGGGCAGGUGAUCAGGACUCAGACUGGUGCGUUAUUUUCCAGGGAGAGCUCAGCUACGAAAUUAAGAGUUCCGAGAGUAUUUGGACGGCGAUACCAGGGAAAUAUGUACACAUCCACCUGGAGAAAUCAUCAGAGAGAUGGUGGGAGUCUUUGAUCAACGACGAAGCCAAGAUCUCAUUAGACAAAAUUGAUUGUUCCCGCGACAUUGAGGAGCUGAACCCCCAGGAGCAGAUGACACUGCAGGAAUUGAUGUGGUGUGAGCACGAAAAAAAUUUAAAGAGACUUGAGAAAGUGAAGGAACAAUGAAGCGCAUUGUCGGAUGCUUGUUCUCAUUUCAA